Prorocentrum cordatum is the source of this 378-nucleotide messenger RNA. NCBI's taxonomy places the organism in Eukaryota, Dinophyceae, Prorocentrales, Prorocentraceae. The record is from the annotation of a GenBank genome assembly.
AUGUCGCGUGUCUUUGUUUGUGGGCAUACGGGCCAUCGCGACGUGGGGGCGCCCGAGGAGGAGGCGGCUCGGCCAGAGGAACACACCUACACAUCUGGGCGCGCCGAACAAGCAGAGCAGAGGCCGGCGAGAGCGAUGGGAGAGACGAGCACGCAGAACUCGACGAGCGAGAGACAGCACACGCGCACCGAUAGCACAGGCGAGCUACCGAAGACGACGAAGCCAGAAGCCGGGCCGUCAUCGCCAGAGGCCUGCAGGGGACGGGGAUCACCCAUCGACUCACUACACCCCUUUGGGCCAGUCCAGGCAAUGGCGGCCGCCCCUGGCGUUCUGCGUGCUUCUUGGGCCUCCGGAAGGCUCCUCGUCGCCGCGGCUUGA